CAUUUACUGAUAAGAUUACUCCCAGAAAUGAGCCAAUGAAUACCCAAAUGAGGAGGGAAACUUGAUUUUCUCAACUGCUUUUAACAACUCCAAAGAAACAACCCUCUCACAUUCUUCCCCAAAUCCUCACCAAACCAAACCUAAAACCCCCUACCUAUCCUACAUUUCCUCUAUCUUCUUCUUCAAUUCUGCUCUAAAUGGAGAAAAACAUAUCCAAUUAGUACACAGAAGCUUCUUGCUUCAACAACCCACCCUUCUCUUUUCAACCCUCCAAAAGCUGUUGAGAAAAUGGGAAACUUUCCGAAACCCUAUUCCUUAAAACCCCAACAAUUCUCAACCGUUUCGGUAGGGUUUGUUCAAUCGGUACUUCCUCAUUACAAUGUGGGAUUCUCUUGGAAACCUCUUUGUGAGGACGCAGGAUAAUGGCGAUGAAGCGCUCCAAUUGGCUGCAUUACAGCGAUCGCCCACGUUUGUUAGGGCUAGAACUUCAGUUUUUAGGAAUUUUGGGGGUGAGUUUGCUCUUGUUGAUGUUAGUAAGCUUGAUGCUGAAGAGAAGAAGAUAGUGUUGGAUAAGUUGGUGAAUACAGUGAAUUCGAACCCGGGGCUGUUUUUUGAUAGGAUUCGACGGCGGUUUGAUAAUGUUGAUCUGAAAUUUCCAAAAGUGGAAGUUCGAUUUGAAAACCUGGAGAUAGAUGCAUUCGUACAUGUUGGGAGCAGAGCAUUACCCACCUUGCCGAAUUCUGUAUAUAACAUGAGUGAGGCUUUCUUGAGGGCGUUGAGGAUUUUUCCUGGCGGAAGAAAGAAAUCAAGUAUUUUGAAUGACGUUAGUGGUAUUAUUAGGCCUUCUAGAUUAACUCUCCUUUUGGGUCCUCCAAGCUCGGGGAAAACAACGCUGCUGUUGGCUCUUGCUGGACGUCUUGGACACGGGUUGGAGUUAUCUGGGAGAAUCACGUAUAACGGACAUGAACUAAAUGAGUUUGUGCCUCAAAGAACUUCGGCAUAUGUCAGCCAGCAGGACUGUCAUAUGGCUGAGAUGACAGUUAGAGAGACUCUUCAAUUUGCAGAACAUUGUCAAGGUUUUGGUUAUAAGCAAGAUAUGAUUAUGGAACUUUUAAGAAGAGAAAAGAACGCUGGAAUUAGACCAGAUGAAGAUCUUGAUAUAUUUAUAAAGACAGUGGCACUUGGAGAAAAUAAGACGAGUCUUGUCGUUGAAUACCUUAUGAAGAUUUUAGGAUUGGAUAUAUGUGCGGAUACGCUAGUAGGAGAUGAAAUGCGUAAAGGGAUAUCUGGAGGUCAAAUGAAGCGGCUGACUUCAGGAGAACUUCUGGUAGGGCCGUCAAGGGUUCUUUUUAUGGAUGAAAUAUCAACUGGGCUCGAUAGUUCAACCACCUAUCAAAUCAUUAAGUAUCUUAAGUACGCAACUCGUGCUCUUGAUUGCACGACCGUCAUCUCUUUGCUGCAACCGGAUCCUGAGACAUUCGAGUUGUUUGAUGACUUGAUUCUAUUAUGCGAAGGUCAAAUUGUAUACCAAGGACCCCGUAAUGCUGCUGUGCCUUUCUUUGCUUCUAUGGGUUUUCAGUGCCCGAACAGGAAAAACGUGGCGGAUUUUCUGCAAGAAGUUACAUCAGUAAAAGAUCAAGAACAGUAUUGGUCUCUUGAUGAGCAUUACGAAUAUGUUUCCAUUGAAAAGUUUGUAGAAGCAUUUCAAUCGAAUUUCCUUGGCAGUUCUUUGUCACGCCAGCUGGCGGUUCCUUAUGAUAGACGUCUAAAUCCUCCCGCAGCCCUAUCUACCAGCACCUAUGGUGUAAAGAGAAUGGAGCUACUCAAAAUUAGUUUUUCAUGGCAGAUGUUACUACUAAAACGCGAAGCAUUUGUUUACGCCUUCAGAUUCUUUCAGCUUAUGUUGGUUGUCUUAAUCAUGACGAGCGUAUUUUUUCGUACCACUAUGCAUCAUAAUUCGCUCGAUGACGGUGGAGUUUAUCUUGGUGCACUCUACUUUUCGAUCGUGAUGAUUUUGUUCAAUGGAUUUAUGGAGGUCCCGAUGUUGAUAGCCAAGCUUCCUGUAAUCUAUGAGCAUAGAGAUAUGCACUUCUAUCCAUGUUGGGUUUACACCCUUCCUUCAUGGAUUUUAAGUAUUCCGUCAUCAAUUAUAGAAUCUGGUGUUUGGGUGGCAGUCACAUACUAUCUUGUUGGCUUCGAUCCACAACUUUCUAGAUGUUUGAAACAGUUCGUGUUGUACUUCUCGUUGCACCAGAUGUCAAUCGGUCUUUUCCGUGUGAUGGCAUCAUUAGGAAGAAAUAUGAUCGUUGCCAACACUUUUGGAUCUUUUGCAAUGUUGGUCGUCAUGGCACUUGGAGGAUUCAUACUUUCUAGAGAUAGCAUCCCUGCUUGGUGGAUCUGGGGUUACUGGGUUUCCCCUUUGAUGUACGCUCAAAAUGCAGUUUCCGUCAAUGAAUUUUUGGGGGACACGUGGGAUAAGGCAGCUGGAAACAAUACCAACAUCCCUUUGGGGACGAUGUUACUGAAAGUCCGAAGCUUGUUUCCCGAGGAUUAUUGGUACUGGAUAGGAGUUGGUGCUUUGCUCGGUUACACGAUUCUGUUCAACAUUCUCUUUACUUUAUUCCUUACAUAUCUCAACCCUCUUGGAAAUCAUCAAACAGCUAUCCUUCGGGAAAAUACCAAGUUGCAGAAAACAAAUGGGAUUGUUUCUGCAAUCGUUGAGCUGAAACAUUACCUACAGUGCUCACCUUCAUAUGCCGGUACUGAUGUCGAAAACCAAAGAGGAAUGGUUCUUCCGUUUCAGCCUCUUACCAUGUCUUUCUGCAACAUCAGUUAUUACGUGGACAUCCCAGGGGAAUUGAGGCAAGAAGGUCUAUCGAACAACAAAUUGCAAUUGUUGGUCGAUGUAACUGGAGCUUUUAGGCCAGGUGUGCUUACUGCAUUGGUCGGUGUCAGUGGUGCCGGUAAAACUACUCUUAUGGAUGUUUUAGCUGGUAGAAAAACCGGCGGCCAUAUCUCCGGGCAUAUAUAUGUUUCAGGGUACCCCAAAAACCAAGAAACGUUCGCCAGGAUUUCGGGUUACUGUGAGCAGAAUGACAUUCACUCCCCAUGCUUGACCGUCCACGAAUCACUAAUGUUUUCGGCUUGGCUUCGAUUACCUUCUCAUAUUAACGUAGAAACGAAAAGGGACUUCGUAGCCGAGGUUAUGGAACUUGUUGAACUCGAUCCACUCAAGGGAUCGUUAGUUGGUCUACCGGGAAUUGACGGGCUAUCAACCGAGCAACGAAAAAGACUAACGAUUGCAGUUGAGCUAGUCGCAAAUCCUUCUAUCGUAUUUAUGGAUGAGCCUACUUCGGGACUAGAUGCGAGGUCUGCCGCCAUUGUUAUGAGAACUGUCAGAAAUAUCGUCAAUACUGGACGCACAAUUGUUUGCACUAUCCAUCAGCCGAGCAUUGAUAUUUUUGAAUCGUUUGAUGAGUUGUUACUCAUGAAACGCGGAGGAAAGCUCAUUUAUGCUGGUCCUUUAGGCACCGGAUCUCACAAAGUUAUUCGGUUUUUUGAGGCGGUAAGAGGUGUUGCUAAGAUCAGAUCCGGAUACAACCCUGCUGCUUGGAUUCUGGAGGCUACUUCAGCAACAGAAGAAACCCGCCUUGGAGUAGAUUUUGCUGAAGUUUAUCGUCAGUCGGAUCUAUAUUCGCAAAAUCAACAACUAGUUGAACUCUUGAGCAAACCAGAUAGGAGUUCAAAAUUCUUGUAUUUCCCAACCAAAUAUUCUCAGUCAUUCCUAGGCCAGUUUUCGGCAUGCCUUUGGAAGCAAAAUUUGUCGUACUGGCGGAACCCACAGUACACCGCUGUACGCUUUUUCUACACGGUCAUCAUAUCAUUGAUGUUCGGAACAAUGUGCUGGAAAUUUGGCGCUAAAAGGGAAACUCAACAGGACAUUUUUAACGCAAUGGGAUCCAUGUAUGCGGCCGUUCUAUUCAUCGGGAUCACCAAUGCCUCUUCUGUCCAACCAGUGGUGUAUGUUGAAAGGUCGGUUUCCUACCGAGAGAGAGCAGCGGGGAUGUAUUCCGCCUUACCGUUUGCAUUUGCACAGGUCGCAAUCGAGCUCCCGUACGUGUAUGUGCAGUCGCUUGUUUACAGCGUUAUUUUCUACCUUUUGGCUUCGUUUGAAUGGAGACUAUUGAAACUCUUUUGGUACAUAUACUUCAUGUACUUCACCUUGCUAUAUUUCACCUUCUUCGGGAUGAUGACAAUUGCUGUUACACCCAACCAUAACAUUGCUGCCAUCGUUGCUGCGCCGUUUUAUAUGUUGUGGAACCUUUUCAGCGGAUUUAUGGUUGCUAGAAUGAGGCUUCCGAUAUGGUGGAGAUGGUAUUAUUGGGCAAAUCCCGUAGCUUGGAGUUUGUAUGGGCUUCUAACAUCGCAAUAUGGAGACGUGAAUGAUCUUUUAAAGCUUGCUGAUGGUUUCCAUUCAGUUCCGUUACGACAGUUUCUUGAAGACGAGUUUGGGUACCGCCACGAGUUCUUAGGUGUUGCCGCCACUGCCGUGGUGGGUUUCUGUCUACUAUUUGCAGUGACUUUUGCUUUCACCAUGAAAUCCUUCAACUUCCAAAGGAGAUGAAGAUGUGUAAUGGAUUUGGGAUCAGACAAAAGAAGGUUACUUGAGACGUUCUUUCGUUAAUGUAUGAAAUAGCUGCUUAAUCUUAGGGGCUGUUUGGCACUUGCUGAAUGGUUUUGUACAGAAUGG
Messenger RNA from Cynara cardunculus var. scolymus (artichoke), 4750 nucleotides. RefSeq names its product ABC transporter G family member 32-like. The transcript has 23 exons. The record is from RefSeq and is a predicted model, not a curated record. Bases 380 to 4624 code for a protein of 1414 amino acids. Gene Ontology annotation, cellular component: membrane. Lineage: Eukaryota; Viridiplantae; Streptophyta; Magnoliopsida; Asterales; Asteraceae. Gene Ontology annotation, molecular function: ATP hydrolysis activity; ATP binding; ABC-type transporter activity.